This is a messenger RNA of Closterium sp. Yama58-4, 2040 nucleotides long. Lineage: Eukaryota; Viridiplantae; Streptophyta; Zygnematophyceae; Desmidiales; Closteriaceae. The record is from the annotation of a GenBank genome assembly.
AUGGCUAGUCCUCCUGUUCUAGCUUUCGACGCCGAGGGCCGUCCGGUCAAAUUCGAAACCUGGCUAGAUGACCUGCACCUUUUCCUACAGCUCACUGCCAAGGAAGAUAUUACACUGUACGACCACGCUCUCGGCCAUGCGACCGCCCCACUCGCUACUGCCCCCCCAGCUGAGCGCUCACAGUGGCAGACCCGUGACGCGCACGCUCGCUUUGCUAUUCGCAACUCCCUGCCGCUAGAUGAGCGCGAGCACUUCGGCCAGUGCAAGACUGCUAAGGACCUCUACACAGCUGUAGUGGCCCGCUACUCCUCACCCGCUUCUGCCACGCUAGGCCGCCUCACUCUCCCCUACCUGUUCCCCGACCUAGCCUCCUUUCACACUGUCGCAGACCUCAUCACCCACCUUAAGACUAGUGAGGCUCGCUUUCGCGCUGCCAUGCCUGACGAGUUCCUCGCUAGCAACCCCCCCCCGCUCUGGAUCACUCUCUACCACGUUGUCACCCGCCUCCCUGACUCUCUGCGCCCUGUCAGGGACCAGUUCCUCUCUCGCUCCCCCACUGAGCUCACCGUAGACCUCCUCGAGAAGGAACUGCUUGCAGCCGAGGCUAGUAUCGUCGCUGUAGGCACCUCUCGUGGCGACCCCCGCGGCCCCUUCUUUGAGGGGUGCUCCCCUUCCCCCCUCCUCCCCUCUGUCGCCUCUGCUGCUGCUGUCGACCUCCUUGGUGCUGAGAAGGUCGGGGCUGCGUCUGCUUCAGGCGGACGACGCAGGGGCAGGAGUGGCAGGAGUGGGGGUGGUGGCGGAGGAGGCGGGGGUGGAGGUGGUGGCGGUGGAGGUGCGACUGGAGAGGCUAGUGGCGGCAGUGGUGGAGGUGACAGCGGCGUUGGGAGUGGUGACAGGGGCGGAGGUGGCAGCGGAGGCGGAGGUGGUCGUGGCAGCGGCAGGGGUGGAGGUGGCCGGGGCGGAGGCGGAGGGGGUGGUGGUCGUGGAGGCCCGGGGGGCGGUCAGAGUCAGCAGCCUGCCCCGACCCUUCAGGCCGCCCGUGAGUGGUAUGCGCGGCGCAGCGUCACCUGCCAGUACGUUAUUCGUACAGGUGACCGCACUGGCCAGACGUGUGGGGGGCCGCACCAGACGGAGCGCUGCUUCGCCCGCCUCAACGAUGCGUGGCGCACCCAGUUUCCUGGUGGGGGUGAGCUGCCGCGCUGGGCUGAGCUGCUCAGGAAGGGUGUUGAUAUUUGGGCACUAGACUUUGAUGCUAUUCUCACUGCCAUGUAUGCGAUGUCUAUUAGUGGAGAGGGUGCUCAGUACUUGCGUGUUCCGCCCGACCCGGGCAUUCAGGCCAGCCCCGCUGCUGCUCUAGGUGCUAGUGUGUCUGCUUCCACAGGUACUACUGCAGCUGCUGCUCUAGGUGCUUGUGCGUCUGUGCCCCCUGGUACUGAGUCGACUGCAGCACUGCACACCUUCACACUGGACUCAGGUGCUUCUCGCUCUUUCUUUCGUGACCGCACUGUCCUUGAGCCUCUAGCUCGGCCGGUUGCUGUCUCUCUUGCUGACCCCUCUGGGGGUCCGGUCCUUGCGACCUCCUCCACCACCCUUCCGUGUCCAGCGGUUCCGUCCGGCACGCUCUCAGGUCUCUACCUCCCCUCGUUCUCCACGAACUUGGUGGCAGGUAGUGCGCUCCAGGACGGGGGUGUUCACCAGUUCACCCCUGCCUACGAGCGUGUGACUCACUGCACGUGUGCUCGGACGGGCCGCCACCUAGCUACUUUCACUCGAGAGCCGGGGUCUGACCUGUACACACUGACCACUGAGUCCCCUCAGGUAGCUGCGUCUGCGUCAGCGUCAGGUCAGCUGUCCGCCCCCUGCUCGUGUCGCUCUCUGGCGAACGACACCGUCCUCUGGCACCACCGCCUUGCGCGCCGCUCCUCACUCCUCCUCCUUUCCCCCGACGACCGCUCCCCUGCAGACGCUCCACAUGGACGUGUGGGGCCCAGCCCGCGUCCGUGGUCAGGGUCAGGAGAGAUACUUCCUGAUAGUUGUUGA